AUGCCACCAAUCACGUUAGACGAAGUCCAAACGGCAGUAACCAACGUGAAGCCCGACAAAGCACCAGGGCCAGAUGGGAUCCCCAAUCUGGUCCUACAAAGGCUGCUCCCUACUAUCGAGGCCUAUCUCUCGACAACAGUCAUCCUUCGCAAGCCUGGAAAGCCUGAUUACUCUGAUCCAAAGGCAUACCGCCCAAUAGCGUUACUGAGCACGAUUGGCAAAGCACUAGAAUCAGUGUUAGCCAGACGUCUCAGCUAUCUAGUGGAGCAAUAUAAUCUUUUACCAAAGCAACAUAUUGGAGGAUAUCGCGGCCGCUCAUGCGAACUAGCAAUCCAUCUCUUACUAGAAGAGACCCAUAGUGCGUGGAGAGAGGGCUCACGAGUAGCCUCAGGGCUUGCACUUGACGCGGCAGGGGCUUUUGAUAACGUCAAUCAUAUAAGGCUGAUACACGACCUACGAAAGCGCCGGGUGCCAGAUGACCUGAUUGGCUGGAUUGAGAGCUUUCUAAGCAAUCGCCGCACGUCAAUCACACUCCUAGAGGGCAAUAUGGGGGAAUUUCUAAUCAAUACAGGCAUUCCGCAGGGCUCCCCAUUAUCACCAAUCCUAUUCCUAUUCUUUAAUGCAGAUCUUAUUAAGCAGAUACUCGCCGAGUGCCCGGACGUAAUUGUACUUGGAUAUAUUGACGACAUCUUCAUCAUGACAUAUGGGACCUCCGCCGCAGCCAACUGCCACACACUCACCAAAGUACACUAG
Talaromyces stipitatus ATCC 10500 is the source of this 753-nucleotide messenger RNA. Its product is annotated as reverse transcriptase, putative. The record is from RefSeq and is a predicted model, not a curated record. Bases 1 to 753 code for a protein of 250 amino acids. The transcript is spliced from 2 exons. Lineage: Eukaryota; Fungi; Ascomycota; Eurotiomycetes; Eurotiales; Trichocomaceae.